UCAAAUCGUGAUCCUGAAUUGUAAUAAUUAGCCCUUGUGUCAUUUUGAGAGGCGUUUGGAUUAACACGCUCAUGGUUUAAUGUAUUACAAAAAAAUGUGGUCGCUGGUAAACUGAAAUAGGUGGCACGUGACUCGUAGCCACGUCCAUAGUGAGAUAUAUACUUGAUUUGGUAUGCCGGAUGUGGAAAUUCUGGGUUGCUGCAUCUAGAGACGUGCAGCUUAAAUUCAGCUCUGGUUACGUCUCCAAAGCACACUAUGAAUAUACCUUUGUAGAUUGGUAACUUUGUGAAUUCGGUUUGCUAUUACAAAACCUGAAUCAGAUUAACACAAUUCACUUCAGCUUUUCCAUCCUCUGGUGACACAGUGUGGUUGACACGUGCCCUGGUGCACGAAAUUAAAUGUGGGAGGGCGGGCCCUGUCAGAUUUCCCCCUCCUCGGCACCUGGGCCCUUUCGGCCCACUGGCCCUGGUGUAGUUGCACCGCCUACAUACACACUUCCAUGGCUAUGCCACUGCUCUGGAUGGACUAACAGAGGUGUAAUUUGGAUAAUUUUUUGUCCACAGUGGUAUAGCUGUUAGACUGUUCUAACUUAACAUUCCUACCUCCGUCUCCACCUUGUAAUUAGGCUUGGCUGCGUAUGGCUCACCCCUGCAGGGCGUUGUUAAUGGGGCCCACAGAGGAGUUUGGGAUGAAAAGGGGCGCAUUGUACAUUGUACCAAUGCAGCAUUGAGGAAAUGACAGGAGAAUUGGCUUUUAUUUGUAAUUGUGUGGGUCCCUGUGUGUUUUUUAUGAGCUUAUACUGUAAUGCUUUUCAGGAAUGUCCUAUUUACAGACUUGGCCCCUUUGUCAAUCCACUGCCGCGUCAGUCAUGGGGUUUGUUUUGCUGAAUGUCACCACGUUCAGUGGUGGUUGGUGAAGUGACAGGGGGGGGGGACUCACCGCUGAUAUUAACCAUGACUGGAAAUCAAACCCGAGCCGCUGUGUUUAUCGUGAAAUGUGCUAACUAUUACAGAGCUGAAGUAUAGCCACAGUAAGUGCAGAACCAAAUUUAAGAUAAGGGGAGGUGGGUUUACACGGUCAUUAGUGACCAGGCUAAGACUAUCAACUCGCCACUUGAGAACCCAGCUUGAUUACAGGCGGCUGCCUGGAUUUAAAACCAGAAUCUCACUGUGGUACCAGCUUGGCACUUUUGUCUUCUGAGCCACUUGGCCACAUCAAGUAAAUAAUCUAGUUAAUGUGCACUGAUUACACGCUCGCAUCACGUGUGAUGACCACGUUUGGAGAGGGCUCGUGAAUGGAGUUAUGUUGAUGGCAUUGGUGUCACUGCCCAUCACUGUCAACUAAAAUAACCACGAGUGCAUUGCAUUAGCUGCUCAUUUUGAAAAAUGUCCACGACUUUGUUCAUGUAUUAUACGCAGUGAUUUAACUUGCAGUGAUGAAGUGUUCACAUCGUAUGCUAAUUACUGAAAAAAAUCUCCUUUUUCAUAACUAUCCCCUGAAGCCCAUGUAAACAUGUUACGUAUAUUCUGGUCAAGAUAUGUCAAUUCACCACUCAUGUAUUGCAAAGCACCAUUGUUAAAAUGUCAUACUGAGCUGGAAUACAUUUUUACGUUCAUGCUAAAAAGCGCAUAGAGCUUUCAUCACUUUUGGCAAUCCAACCGCAAAGUUGGCAGUGUGAUCCACAGAAGACAUUUUUUUCUAUAGCUGUAGGAAGUGUGACUGCUGCACAUUGGCACAAAGACGUUACUGUAUGCGGAUCCUGGAGCAAUGGGGAAACGGGGUCCCCCCCUCCUCCUCCUCCCUUCUCUCCUCCCCUUCCCGCCCCUCUUCCCAACUUUCUCCCAAUCGGUUUUCCGCCCCUGACCCUCCCGAUUCACACACACAUGUGGCCACGGGCAGAGCAAACAAAGGGAGGCAACCGCUGCACGGUUUGGACUGGGACCGCCCGCCCGCCUGCCUGCCUGCCUUGCCAGCAUUGCCGUUAAGCACUACGUGUAGUGUGCCAUGCACGCUGCUCAUCUGGAUCUGUAAGCGAUUAAUAUUGCACACAAGCAUUUCUUGUUUAUGAUCUUUUUUUUAAAAAAAAACUUUGUUUUAUUUAAAUCAGGCGAGCCGUGAGUUGUUUUUUUUACCGUUGGGAUUCCACAGGUCCUAGAGAAGCGAGCUGUCUUAGUGGGUGAGCAGGCUUCUCGCUCAUCUGGAGGAAAGGGCAGGUGCCUGAUCCACACUUCAGAAACAACAACCCCCCACAACUUCUCUCGACACCAUGACCGCUGACAAUUCCAGCGCAAGCUCGUCCCACCUUUUGCGCAGAACGGCGCUGGCGCUGCUGCUGCCGCCGCUGCUGCUGUGCCUGUCGCUGCCCUCGCUCCCGUCCCUCGCUCAGCCGACCUCCGACUGCUCGGGGGUCGCCUGCCCUGAGCUCGCCAACUGCCUGAAGGACGUGCUGGAGCACGGCCAGUGCUGCCCGACGUGCCUCCUCCGCGGCUGCCCCUGCGAGGGCCACCGGCGCCGGCGGUGCAUCGACGCCGGCUACAGCGCCGGCUCCGUCCCCGAGGGCGUCUCGGUCUUCAUCAGCGGCGUCCCGGGCGGUGCGGGCGGCGGCGCCGACGUCAUCGCACCGGCGGGCGAGGAGUGCCUGUGCCCGCUUGGCGGCGGCGUGCUGGGCUGCGUGGCGCUGUCGGCGCCCUGCCCCGAGCUGCCGCCCCACUGCGUGGAGACGGUGCAGGGCGCCGACGGCUGCCCGCAGUGCCUGCACCUGGGCUGCCUGGGUGACGGGCGCGCCUACGCCGCCGGACACACGGUGCAAGCACCCGGGUGCCGCCUGUGCCACUGUCCCGCGUCGGGCGGGGAGCUGCUGUGCUACCCGCUGCUGCCCGACUGCGAGCCGGCGCUGUGGGACACUGCCGGCGCCACGUCGUCCGCCGGCGCCACCGGUGCCAGCUUGUCAGAGCAACAGCAGCAGCAGCAGCAGCAGCAGCGGAGAGCAACCGGGAAUGGAGACGGAGACGGGGAUGGAGGCGAUGACGCCAGCAAGCGCGGUGACGUCAGGCAACUGCAGUACGAGGUACGACCGUCGCAGUGGAACGGUGCGCCGGAGGAGGUGGUGCCGGGACCGGUGGAGAGCACCGGCGAAUCCGACGAGGUGGCGGAGGCUGCCAUAAAUGAGACUGCGGCGGUGACGGCGACGACGGCGAUGCAUGGAGAGGGGCGGCCGGCAGGGGCGGCCAUGGGAAAGGCCGUCGAGAGAGACGGGCUGCAGCAGGCGGGUGAGGAGGCGGUGGGGCGAACGGGGCCGCCACGGGCUGGUGCAGGAGGAGAGGCUGGUGGUGUUGGAAAUGGCUCUGAACCGGUUCCUCUCACCAGCCUGACCAACGCAGCGCUGCCGAGGGCGGACCCGCUGCAGGAAUGCUGCACGAGCGGCCAGCGCUGGGCCGCCAAGCGCCAGCAGUGCUCCGACCUACCCCGACCCGCCAACGACUUGGAGGCGUGCAGGAUGGCACAGAAGCGAUGCUGCCUGGCCUCGCUGGAGGAUGCCUCGUGCCAGGCCGGCAUGACGACCGCACGGCAGGUGUCAGGGUGUGGAUCUCACAUCGACAGCUGCUCCGGCAGCAUGUACCAGCCGUGCUGCGACUGCUGCCUGCUGGGCUUGAAGACCCAGAGCCAGGGCCUCGCCUGUACAGAUCUGCAGGGCCUGGGUCAGCUGUGCAGCCUCGUGUACCGCACCUGCUGCGCCAGCGGACAGAACAGCACGGCGGAACGAGGAGAUCAGUUCCAGAAGCAGAACGAAUGGAGGGAUGACCCCGACGUGCCGGCCAGCCAACAGCAAUUGGACAAGUGUCACGCGUUGGGAAAAACGUGUGCCCACAAGUGCGUUGAAGCCAGCACGGGGGCACAGUGCGCGUGUCACAUCGGCUACCGGCUCCGGAGUGACGCAGUGAGCUGUGAAGACGUGAACGAGUGCCUGACGGACGAGCACCACUGCCAGGAGGGACAGCGCUGCAUCAACACGGCCGGGUCUUUCCGCUGCCAGCGCGAGAUCAGCUGUGGCACGGGCUACGAGCUCACCGAGCUCAACCACUGCCAGGACAUCGAUGAGUGCGAGACGGGCACACACAACUGCGGCGAGGAGCUGAAGUGCCAGAACACGCUGGGCUCGUUCCGUUGCCGCCCGCGCGAGGAGUGCGGCGCCGGCUUCCUGCAGGAUGCGCUGGGCAGCUGCAUCGACAUCAACGAGUGCACGACGCAGUUGGACAUCUGCCAGCUGGGCUAUAAUUGCAUCAACACAGUGGGGUCCUUCACCUGCCAAAGGAACAUCAUCAACUGCGGGCGAGGGUACCACGCCAGCCCUGACGGAGGCCGCUGUGUCGACGUGGACGAGUGCCAAACGGGUGCGCACCAGUGUGGCGAUGGCCAGCAGUGCCAAAACACUCCGGGCAGCUACCGCUGCAACUGCGCCAGCGGCUACUACUACGACACUCUGGGACGCACCUGCGUGGACAUCAACGAGUGCAGGCAGUACCCAGGGCGGCUAUGCAGCCACACGUGCGAGAAUGUGCCGGGCUCCUACCACUGCAGCUGCAGCAGGGGGUUCCAACUGGGCACCGACGGCAAGACCUGCGAAGACACAAACGAGUGCGAGUCUAGCCCCUGCAGCCAGGAGUGCGCCAACGUCAUCGGCUCCUAUCAGUGCUACUGCCGCCGCGGCUUCCAGCCCAGCGAGGUCGAUGGGGUCACCUGCGAAGACGUUGACGAGUGCUCGCUGCCCGGGAGUAAUGGCGGGCUCUGCGCGUACCGCUGUGCCAAUGUGCCGGGCAGCUUCGAGUGCUACUGCCCCGCGUAUGGCUACACCAUGUCGCCCAACGGGCGCUCCUGCCUGGACCUGGACGAGUGUGGCACCGGCACUCACAACUGCUCGUCAUCUGAAAACUGCUUCAACAUGCAGGGCGGAUUCCGCUGCCUCUCCUACCAUUGUCCGUCCAACUACCGCCGCUCGGCAGAGAAUCGCUGUGAACGAAUGUCGUGCGCCGACCCGCAGGACUGUGCCAGCUCGCCCGUUCGCAUCACCUACUACCAGUUGAGCUUCCCGCGCACCGUGCCGCUGCCCGCCAACAUCUUCCGCAUCGGCCCGUCGCCCGCCUACGCGGGCGACACCAUCACGCUGGGCCUCACGGCGGGCAACCACGAGGGGCUGUUCGCCACGCGCAAGAUGAACGCGUACACGGGCGUCGUGUACAUGCAGCGCGCGCCCGACAGCCCCCGGGACCUGCUGCUCAACGUGGAGAUGCGGCUCUUCCGCCAGGGCACGUUCACGACGUUCCUCGCCAAGAUCUACGCCUUCAUCACUUCCGAGGACUUCUGAGAGAGCGGGGGGCGGGGGGGGGGGGGGCAGCACAUGUGCGUGCGGGCAGGACUUAGGACUUGUGUGGGCGGGUUGGCGGUGAUGGUGGUGGGGGAGGAAAGGGAUGGUUGGUACCACGGCAAGCGUUUCAGAUUGUGCUGUUUUGGUUCUGGCUUGUCUGGUCUGUUGCCCGGCAAACCGUGGAGGAAUUAUCUAAGGCCGUUUUUCUUUUUUCCAUUACCGAGUGUUCAUCCAAUACGUUUGGCCGGAUAAACGGGACUAAAAGUGUGACGAGUGCGAUGGGAAUGACCGCUGUUCACCAACUUUCUGCUAUUGUGGGAAUCUCAAAGUACAUCGUAGAUGCCAUUGUGUUUUGGAAACUUUUGGUUCGAUACCCAGUGACGAUGUCUGAAAGGAAACGGGUUCCCUCAAGUAAGAAUGCAUAACCAUUGCAAUUUUUUUGGACAGCCUGUAGAUGGACUCGUGUGGUAGCAGCUGGGUGAGUUGUUGCAUCUCAAGCCCGGCGAGAGAUUGUGACGGCUCGUGUAAGCCUUCGUGGAUAGAUCCUGGCUGAUGAUAGUGAUGAGCAGCUCCUAAGAUACGUCAUUGCUGGCAUAAGCCUACGACAUCAAAUUAUCUCUGGCACUCCAUAAACUAUUUUGUUAUUUACCAGGUAAGGCCCACUGAGCUAUGUAGCUAUUUUUCAGAAGUGACAUGGCCACAAAUUAUAGCUCAACGAAGUGGCUUAUCACGUGGAAAUUUAUAGCAGUCAAAUACUCUAAAUGCAUGUUUCUACAUGUGGAGGGAAAAACUGAAAGACCCGGAGAAAAAAAAUCAGGCGACUACUGGGAGAUAGAACAUGCAUACUCUAAAUAUACAACAGGCGGCAAGGUCGGGAUCGAACCCGCGACCGCGACCUCCUGCAUACCAAGCGAGGGAGUUAACAUCUCGUCACCAAGCGGACUAGUGCCGUUGGCGGCGAUGCACGCAGAAGCAGGCAGCACACACACUUAAGUUUGUUUCUGUGUUACCGUGCCGCUCGUUUGUCCGUGGUUGCUAAGAGGGGAAAAACACGCGAGCGCCGAGGAAUCGAAGUCUCCUUCGUUCGUUACCCCACUGCCCUACACCAGGUGUAUGUUAAAAAGUCCUGCGAGUGAUGGCGAGAUUCCAAAGCUCACGCUUCAUGUCUGCGCCGCGUGUGGCCUUGCAAGGUCAAUUAAUAAUUUUGCGGCUGGGAUCGCGGUUUGUAUUUUCGAGGCAGCUAGGAAACGUUCACCGCUGCCUCCAACAGGAGUCACAAAUCACCCCCGGUUGCCACUCGCUGCGUAAUUCGCGGAAUAUUUCUUUUUUACAUAUAUACACACAGUAUAUAGUUUCCAUGUCAGUUCGAAACGAGGAUUAAUUUCGCACGUAUUUUUAGGGUCGCCCCGUAGAACUGGAGUUGGUGGUACGUGGCGAAGGGCCACAGCCGAAGCGAGAGGUGGUGGUACCGAUCGCGAGAGAAUAUAUUCUGCGUCAGACAGACCCGGCUAAAAUUAAUCCCUGAUUUCGAAGCUUUUCAAACUUCCAACAAAUAAAUGCUGAAUUAGUUUGGGGGGGGGGGGGGGUUGGUGAUGCGUUUCAGAACAAACGUGAUAAGGAAUAAUUCUGUGAAAUGGUAAACAUUUAGCAAAUAGUAGCACGAUCGCUGAACUUUUUAAAACACCACUACGGCAUAUCAUACAUUGUGUGUGUAUUAAGGUAUCGUAUAUAUUUUAUAUUUGUAUAUCAUAACAGGUGGUUUGAGUUUGGAGUCCUGAAGGAAAACGUAUUUAAUCAGCAUACAUCAUCUGCUAGAACAUGAAUCAGACAAACAGACAUUGAUAAUAAUACAUUGAUUUGAUAUAGCAGCAUUCAUGCUAACAGCAGCCCACAACGCUGUACAUUAAUUAUAUAUAAGGACCAAAUCCAAUAUAAGCGGUUGCCUAAGUACAGCGCGAAAGAAGCCUAACACAUACAUGCCAAGAAAAUAAAACUCGUCCUACGAAGCAUUUUUUUUUCCAUAAAUUAACAAAUUAAGAAAUGGCACCAAAACGAAAAAAGCACAAAAAAGUUUUCUCGUAGAAGCUGGAACAAAGGCUGAAAAGUGCGCAACUAAGCGUGCAGCGGUGCAUAGAUCGAGUUCCGCUGAGACACGGGAAGAGUUCCGCUGAGACACGGGAAGAGUUCCGCUGAGACACGGGAAGAGUUCCGCUGAGACACGGGAAGAGUUCCGCUGAGACACGGGAAGAGUUCCGCUGAGACACGGGAA
Messenger RNA from Petromyzon marinus (sea lamprey), 7631 nucleotides. Its product is annotated as fibulin-1-like. The record is from RefSeq and is a predicted model, not a curated record. Gene Ontology annotation, cellular component: extracellular region. Gene Ontology annotation, molecular function: calcium ion binding. NCBI's taxonomy places the organism in Eukaryota, Metazoa, Chordata, Hyperoartia, Petromyzontiformes, Petromyzontidae.